Molecule: messenger RNA, 1776 nt
Organism: Dovyalis caffra
Lineage: Eukaryota; Viridiplantae; Streptophyta; Magnoliopsida; Malpighiales; Salicaceae
Source: the annotation of a GenBank genome assembly
AUGGCUGCCUCCAACUCUCACCCAAGAGACGAAGACUAUCUCAAUACAGUAAUCCCCAAACGUAUCCAACUCUUCCAAUCCAUUCAAUCUGAACAGCUCUCCCGCCUCCAGUCCCUCCCUCACGACUCCAUCAAGAUUACUUUGCCUGAUGGGACAGUGAAGGAAGGAAAGCGAUGGCAAUCAUCUCCUAUGGAUAUCGCGAAGGAGAUUGCGAAGAGUGUGGCUGCGAAUGCAUUGAUAUCUCAAGUCAACGGAGUGUUGUGGGACAUGAAUAGGCCUUUGGAGGAUGAUUGCGAGCUUAAGAUUUUUAAUUUUGAAAGCGACGAAGGACGCGACACCUUUUGGCAUUCCAGUGCUCACAUUCUCGGCCAGGCACUUGAGACGGAGUAUGGUUGCAAGCUUUGCAUUGGACCCUGUACCACAAGAGGAGAGCGAGCUGGGAAUCUGUCUAGAAAAAAAUGUGGGUUUAAAUCAAUGUUAUCAGGAAUGCGGUAUGAAAUGUGGUUUGCUGCCCCCUCUCCCCAAAACGUGGGAUUCUAUUAUGACGCAUACUAUGGUGAAUUGGGAUUGAAUGAUAGUCACUUCAAGCAGAUUGAUGCAGUUGCGUUGAAAGCUGUUGCGGAGAAGCAACCUUUUGAGCGCAUUGAAGUAUCACGGGAGCAGGCACUUGAGAUGUUUGGGGACAAUAAUUUCAAGGCAAUUUUAAACAAAACUAUAACCGUAUACAGAUGUGGCCCGUUGAUAGAUUUGUGUCGUGGGCCUCAUAUACCAAAUACAUCCUUUGUGAAAGCGCUUGCUUGUUUGAAGGCUUCAUCAGCUUAUUGGAGGGGUAAUAGAGAUCGUGAAAGUUUACAGAGAGUGUAUGGAAUAUCUUUUCCCGAUAAAAAACGUUUGCAGGAGUACAAGCAUUUCUUGGAAGAAGCAAAGAAGUACGACCACAGGUUGCUGGGUAUUAAGCAGGAACUAUUCUUUUGUCAUCCAUUGAGUGGUGCACUCACUGGACUAACACGUGUUCGGAGAUUUCAGCAGGAUGAUGCUCACAUAUUCUGCAGGAAAUCCCAGAUAAAAGAUGAAGUCAGAGGUGUUUUAGAAUUCAUUGAUUAUGCCUAUGGAAAAUUCGGAUUCACGUAUGAGCUGAAGCUAUCUACGAGGCCAGAGAAAUACCUAGGAGUGUUGGAAACAUGGGAGGAAGCUGAAAAAGCCCUUACAGAAGCAUUGGACGAGUUUGGGAAGCUGUGGAAGAUCGAUGAAGGUGAUGGUGCAUUUUAUGGGCCAAAGAUAGAUAUCAGUGUAUCUGAUGCAUUAAAGAGGAAAUUUCAAUGUGCCACAUUACAGCUCGACUUCCAGCUUCCAGAUCGUUUUAAGUUGGAAUAUUCAGCAGAGGAUGAAGCCAAGAGUGAAACACCUGUUAUGAUACACAGAGCAAUCCUAGGUUCUGUUGAGCGUAUGUUUGCUAUACUAUUGGAGCAUUACAAGGGGAAGUGGCCCUUCUGGCUUAGUCCUCGUCAAGCGAUUGUCUGCCCAGUGUCUGAGAAAUCUCAGUCUUAUGCAUUACAGGAUCAGAUUCAUGAAGCUGGUUAUUUUGUUGAUGCGGACACAACUGACAGAAAGAUCCAGAAAAAGAUACGAGAAGCUCAGUUAGCACAGUACAACUAUAUACUGGUUGUGGGCGAAGAGGAAGCCAAAACUGGACAGCAAAUAUUGAGAGGGGAUGUGCUCAAGAAAGCAUUUCUGACCAAAAUGCCUGUUUCGAUAGUGGGGGUGAUGCCAUCAUGA